Blastomyces dermatitidis ER-3 is the source of this 4004-nucleotide messenger RNA. RefSeq names its product RING finger domain-containing protein. Lineage: Eukaryota; Fungi; Ascomycota; Eurotiomycetes; Onygenales; Ajellomycetaceae. Gene Ontology annotation, molecular function: ubiquitin protein ligase activity. The record is from RefSeq and is a predicted model, not a curated record. Gene Ontology annotation, biological process: ubiquitin-dependent protein catabolic process. Gene Ontology annotation, cellular component: cytoplasm. Bases 727 to 2001 code for a protein of 424 amino acids. The transcript is spliced from 2 exons.
AGCGUAGUACAUGCAUUUGUAUGGGUGGUGGGAGAUGGGCGAUGUACCGUACCCCAGCACGAGCCAACUCAUACUAGCCUAACCUGGCCACAUCCACAUCCAACCACCAACCUUUCAUCUCCUCCACUCCAACUCUCUAUCCCAUCUCAUCCCACACUAUCUCACCCACGGCCGUCGACUGUUUUCGAUUUAGAUCCUCUUUCUCUCCCUAUCCUUGUCGUCCUUGACAGUCUGAUCACUGUCGCUGUCUUUCUAUCCUUUUCUCUGUCUGCGUCUGUCGUUCGCCUCCGUUGGACUUGCCCCGUACGCCCGAUUACGAACCGCCCAACUCUGCAAACUUUGCCUGCCGUCCGCCCUCAACCCAACGCCACUCAUUAGAUUCCACACACCCAACACACCCACAAAUAUAUAGGGCUGAUAAAAUCUGGUUCUAGGUAACCUGGAAUUGGCUGUCCUCUGACGGCUGGUUCCGUUUGAACCUUCCUGCGAGAUCCGCCUACAUAUGCCUGUCUCCCCUAUCCCCUCUUGAAAUUUAUUUAUUAUCUGGCUUGGUUACAUACCUGCACAACUUUGACCGCACCUUCUACUUCGUUAAGGACUGGCGUUAACAUACAGAUACCGUUGGAUGGCUGUCUACGUUUGCUGAGAUCAAGGAAUGGUAAUGCGCCGUGUGGAGUCAGAAUCUGAUUUCGCCUAUACUCGCGCCCAGUAAUCGGCACAGCAGUCAUGGCUACAAGCACUCAAGCGGGGACCCUCCCCAUACAGCCGACAAAUACCAGUUCCUCGGACAACAGUUCCGGGGGUCCUACGAGUUCACCUUUGCUAUUCUUUGUAGCGUUGGGGUUUGGUGUGGUUUUCACCAAUCUCUGGAUUAUCGUUGGCGUAAAAUACUGCUUCAGGUACAAUCAGCGCAACAGACAAAUACGAAACGAAGAGAAUGGCGACCCCAUUGAUCUGGUUACCGUUCCAAGAACCCAUCGGAGACGGCGCGAAAAGAAGCUUAUGAGCAUGGACGAUGUCAAUGCCCGCUUUCCUUUGAUGAAGUACAAAACCUGGCGGGCAACCCGUGCGGAUGAAGGGCUUCCAACUGCUGGGGGCAUACAGGCGCCAACUAGUAGACCGCAGAGUUUGAAGAAUGAAGGGGGAAGCAUCAUACUCUCAUCCGCUGAAAACCAAGAAACUAUCGUCCAGAGUUAUCCGACCACAAAUGCCGAAUCAUCAAAUGAGCCAAAUCCACAAACAGAGCCGGAAGGCGUAAUUCUGCCUGCUGUGCAGAAGGAAACCAUUGCUUCUAGGGUGGAAAGCAGGCCCUCAACCGAACAUUUAAAAGAAACAUCAGGAUUCAUGGAGGACGACGAUGACGCCGAUGAACACAUCCGUAACGCUGUCCCUGCCGAACUACUUGCGAACCCUGGGGAUACCUGCGCCAUCUGUCUUGAUACGAUUGAAGACGACGACGACGUCCGUGGUCUCAGCUGUGGUCAUGCGUUCCAUGCAUCCUGCUUGGACCCUUGGUUGACAAGCCGACGCGCAUGUUGCCCUCUAUGCAAAGCUGAUUUUUACGUUCCGAAACCGCGCCCGGAGGGUGCGGAAGGAAACCAGACUAGCUCUUCUGGUCGCAGCAGGCGCAAUUUGAAUCGAAAUAAUGACCCUACAGAACCAGAGCGCGCUUUCUUCGCUGGCCGGGCCAACCCGUUCGUGUCGCGCCUCGUACUUCCAGGACGCUUCAUCACCAUAGUUCCUCCCGAUGAACGAUAUCCCGGUUUCCCGAGACCUGUUUACGAACUGCGAAACUCAUCUCGUCGAGGGCGGUCCAAUUCUUCAAAUAACGCGGCAGAUGGCUCAACGACAUGGAGAUCACGACUCCCUUCCAUUAAUUUCCCACCUGUAACCUUUUCUCGAUUCCGGCUUCCAGGUAGGAGGAACCAGAACGCAACGGAACAGGCUUCCACCACCCCUAAUGAACCAUCGCCACGGCAACUUGAAUCGGGGCUUACCUGAAUCUUCUUGUGCUUCGCAAGCCAGAUUCAUGCAACCAGACGUGCGUAAAUGCCGUAAUGACUUGCCAAUCCCAGUGUAUAAUUGAGGAAGCCGAUUUUUCUUUUCUCAUAUCUUAGCAAUGCACCACCUUACCUUUAAAUCUCAUAUGGACAUAUAUCCCGGCGAACACUCAACGAUUACCGCUUUCAAUCAUCUCACGCCUAUUUUUGGUGCAUUCCUACAUCCUACACUCUGUAUUCUGAUGAAGCAACGGACUGGCGCCUUUCUAACGGACUGACCACCUUCCACUAGCUAGAUAUUUCACUCGCUAUUCGCAUUGCUCUAGGCAUUCCAAGAGUAAGAUCAAGUUCCCCGGUUGGAUUUAGGUAUUAUCGAGGUUUUGGCAGGAGUACUUCAUUUCCGUUUUCGAAGAAUAAUUUCCUCAGUCCACGAGAGAAGGCUACCGCGCUCACACGCCACAACGCACAAUAUUAUAUAUACGCAACGCGCAGAAAAUAGCCGUUUGAGAUGUUACGUUUCCAUCUGUACACACCACAUAUUGCACAGACUCCCACCUAGCGACAUAUGUUCACCCAUCCUGGCCUAUCGUGUCUGUAUUUCGUUUCACGUCUCCAGUCAUAUCUGUCACGUCCAAGGUGGUUGAUCUAUUCGCAUCACCACCAUAAAUUUAUCACGACCGAACAUACAUCAUUCCCAAGACUUUUAACGCAGUAUACCCCAAUCCCACUCUCCUCAGUCGACAAAUGGUUCCUUUAAGACUAGAAACCUAUGUGUAUUUUUCCCCACUAUCAUGCUUUGUUAUGCGGACCCUAUUAUUGCCUUGUGUAGUCUUUUGUGUGUGUGUAGCCCCUUUGCCCCUCUUCGUCCACGUUGGUUCUUUAUUUUUUUACUUUUUUUAUUUUUUAUCAAUCAAAUCGAGCGAACUGUAUUUAUUUGAGAAUUUUCCUAUUACGUGUUUUCUUUAGCCAGCCAGAUAUAGCCGAUGCCAGGUCACAUACAAUAAAUAACUUAGUUAUCUUUCUUUGUCUUUUUUUUUAAAAAAAAAAAAAAUAAAAAAAACGGAGUCACGGGGGACUCGUCAGACCAUGGAAAGGGAACCAGAGUAAAUAUUUUGAUUUUUUUAUGUAAGCUAAGCUCUUUGCUCAAUAUGGUAUAAUUGAUAUUAUUUCCCCUAUCCAAUAUCUAUCUGUUUUCUGAUUACCGCUCCCGGUGGCGGGCUGACACCUGACCCGUUCCUACAGGCAUAUCCGGCCAGGCAAAAAUUUCACUCAAGUUUCCUGUUUAUUUGAGAGAGCAGGAUCGACCAUGCCUAGAAAACAUUAAGCACAUAACAUACAUACAUGUACACCGGUGGUAUGGGGGUACAUGUGUGUGUAUUGUAUACAUGUACUUGUACAUAAUUUUAAUGGGCGGCUACGGCGACAGUGCCUCGAUGCCCGGAACCGGUUUACAGAGACGAGGGUCAGUGUAAAAGACCCAGGCCCACCGGUUUAAUACAUGCACUGCCCCCUGUUGGAGCAUGGCGCUGUGGUUUUAUUGAGUGUGGGGAACGAACGGUUAUUAUUUACGUUUACUCGAGGGGAAUAUGUGAGACAUUGGGGAAGGGCGUGUAUGGUAUGUGUGUAGGCGGUGGCAUGGGCUAAUAGCUAAUGCCUGUGUAGAGUGCGGAUUGCAAAGCAGGAUGAUUAGGAGAUUCUCAGUGUGCUUUGGCGUUGGCAGGGGGGUUCUAGUUCGAGGCGGUGUCACUGUAUGUGGUUUGUAGCGAGCGUGUAAAUAAAUUGCAUAUUUGCCAACUGAGCGGCAUGUAAAUUCGGUCAGAUGGUCCUUGUGCUGGGUGGGUGAUCGUAGUGACCUCAAAUAACAAUGGGUUUAUCGUGAUGGGAAAAGUGAGAAACUGGCGAAAUGAAGAAAAAGCAGCAAAACACCGGUCGCUUGAACCAUUAUCGUUAUGUAUGUUUAAUAUGGAGUUAGUUAGCACAGAGGUAUCCAAGGAUGGUGAUAUA